GAGUGGAGGAUUCGGCGACAGUCUCUGCUCCUUCGAGUCCUUGCGUUUUCACCUGCUCACUUCAGCCGAGAACCAGCACUUCACUUGUUCGGACUUUCCUGCGUUCGAGAAACCAAUUCAAAAGUGGGGAAAGAAAAUAUUAUUAAAUCGUGUAUUAUAUGACAAGUAAAUUCGAAAGGAAGAAAUCCUGAUAUAUCGAAGAAUGGAUUUGACUGCUUGCUUCUUGAUCUCCCUUAUCACUGCUACGAUGUUUCUUCAAGUUCAGUGCACAAAGGCUGUGAUCGGCUUGUACGGCCAGACAAUCGAAGUGCCGUGCAACAAUGGAGCUCCCAAGCCGGAUGAUCUGAUCUUCACUAAAUGGAAAUAUGAUAUGGAGGAUGGCACUUCCGGAGAUCUCCUUGUCAAGCAGGCACAUAAGGACGAGGCCCAGAUCAAGGCCUUGGAUGGCUACAAGUACAGAGUAAGCAUCGCAGCCAACUUCAGCCUCAUGAUCCAGAAUGGUUCCAUGGUGGACCAGAGGACCUUCACGUGCAUGGUGGUGUAUGGUUCCAACCUGGACGAGCAUCGCGUCAGCGUCUCGGUCUACAAGAUGCCGUUGCCCCCACAGAUAAAAGACAAAGCCAAAGAGCUGGAGAAUGGCAAACUGACACCGCUAGGUGUGUGUGUGGCUGCUGCGGCCAACCCGGCCGCUGAAAUUGAAUGGUCCAAAAAUGGCACACUGCUGGUCUCUGAUGACAAGAACAUCGCUAUCACAACCACCGUGACGGUGGACCCGACAACCGGCUUAUCCACCACAAGGUCCAGUCUGCGCUACACGGCGGUGAAAGGCGACAUCGGAGCCAAAUUCACCUGCAGCGCCAAACACUACCUGCAAACCCAGCAGUCCCCUGCCGAGACCUUUGUCAUACACUAUCCAACAGAGAAGUUGAGCCUCCAGGUCCUGGCUAAGGCUCCCAUAAUUGAGGGUGACAACGUGACGUUGAAGUGCAAGGCAGACGGCAACCCUCCUCCAACCAGCUUCAACUUCAACAUCAAGGGCCAGAAGGUGACAGUGAAAGAUUCCGACUCCUACACCCUGACCAGCAUCACCCGCGACAACACAGGCAACUACAAGUGCUCGCUGGUCGAUGACAGCAAAAUGGAGGCCUCAGAAAAGGUUGUCGUGAGUUACCUGGAUCUGAGUCUCAGCCCAACGGGUAAGGUCCUUAAGACGGUCGGUGACAACUUGGUGGUGAAGAUGGAGCAGAACUCCUCCGGCGAGGCUAAAGUGUCAUGGACAAAGGACAAUGGGAAGUUGGACAAGGUGCCUACAUUUGAACGUGUGACGUACUCUGACGCAGGAUUCUAUGUCUGUGAGGUGUCUGUGCCAGGGUUAAAGCGCAGCCAGUCCUUCCAACUGGAAGUAGAAGGCAAACCAGUCAUUAACAGGUUGACCAAGCUGCGCAGUGAGGACGGCAGACACAAGGUUCUGAUCUGUGAGGCAGAGGGCGCACCCCAGCCCAGUGUCCAGUGGAGCAUCAACGGCACAGAUGAGGAGAGUUCCUAUAUCAAUGGCAAGGCAGUUCACAAGAUCACAGUGGUGCCCUCAGGAAACCUGACCGUUACUUGCUUUGUGACCAAUAAGCUUGGAGAGAUUCAAGGUUAUAAAUGUCACAACCUGGCACCAGGAUGGAAGUUCGGACCAGGCUAAGCUGAUUGUGGGCAUCGUGGUUGGCCUCUUUGUAGCAGCCGUUGUUGUGGCACUGGUCUAUUGGCUCUACAUGAAGAAUUCAAGACAAGGGACCUGGAAAACCGGAGAGAAGGAAACCGGAACAUCUGAAGAAAGCAAGAAACUAGAAGAGAACAACCACAAAGUGUAGAGACAGCUGGGCGGUAUGCAUACUCGAGGGACGAAGGAGGGAAGAAGCAGUUGAGAGAGGUCAUGACCUAUUGGACUUGCUCUACGAUAUCAAAAUGAAGACACAUGAUUGGCCGCCUAUACCCUCCAUCUGGCUUCAGAAUGAACAGCACGUAUUCCAGAUUAUUCCCUAAACCAGAUGAACAGUCCCACCACUGACCCAUGCAGUCUCUGAGAAAAAAAGCGAAACAUUUUGUGUCGUGCAUUGAUUUUGAUUCUGCGCUCAAGACUGCUUCUCGUUUAAUUUUUGUGUUCCUGGUGAAUGCUUGCGCACAGUUAGUGACGUGGGUUUAAGCUCUUGUGUUUUUUUUUUUUUUAUAUAUUUAAAUUUAGCGAAAAUAUGUAUAAUUCACUGUAUACUUUUUAGGCCUGUAAUAAAUGUUACAUGGGUGAGCAAAAGUCACCUGUUCCGUGCCUGGAAUAGCAGACCGCCAGGUAGCUUAGCUGCUCUACAUUGCACUACUGGUGGUCAGCGGUUCUGGUGGUCCUCCUUCCCAGAGAGAAGAGAAUUCACUGCUGUUACCCUUCAGUUCCCCGAGGUUGCAUUCAUAGUCGUUUGUGUUUCAGCAGCUGUACCUCUUUCAGUUGUUAUUGUAGGUUCCUCCCCUACAAGCGGCAAAUGGAGAUCUCCUGAAAUGUUCUAUUUUUGUGUCACAGCCAACCACAUGCCUCAACAACAAAAGAAUAUAGCAUGAUUGUCUGGUGAAAACCUGAUCUCCAAAAAAUACAUUUAUCAGGAAAUUAAAUGACAAAGUAAGCCAAUUAACAAAUAUUCAAAACAUUUAGAAGCUACAGUAUUUUGAAUACAUUUUGUAGUCAUUAAAUUGUCAUACUACACUGACAGGAGUGUCUGCUGUCCAAUAAUGUAAAAACAAAUAUUGGCACAAAUGGAUUUUGCUCGGUUUUCAUCAGACAGUGGCAACAGGAGACACACAGUUAUUUUUGUAAUGCAACAUUACACAUGAAAGGUAAGGCAUGUGAUGACAUGUCGUCUCCUUUCUCUCCACCUCUAAUUGAUAUACCAUGACACUAAUAUUUUGAUUGUACAUCAUUCCCAGAUUAAUAUUAGUUCCAACUGUGUUGUCAUCUCCUGUGCGUUGUGUACAUCCUUAAUUCUCUUUCCUGUGCCUUACUGUAGUUAAAGGCAAUUUCUAGUGAAGUAUUCAUGGUUUAGUUUUUUUGUCAUUUGGAGAGGUUCACUGUAAAUACGUUGGUUGUGAAUGUCCAGCUUGUAUUUUGCUCUAUUUAUACUGCGUGAGAUGUCAGGUUAGCAGCAGCAUGCUUUCUAGACUUGUUUGUUAAAUGUGCAUCAUUUAAACUGUUGGAAAAGGUAUUGUCAGAAUAUGUAAGUCAGAGAGGCAUUUGAAACAGCACGCAGUUUGUGUUUUAUUUUUUGGGGGUCAAAGGAUUGUAGAAAAGGUGAGGAUGAUGGUAAAAGUGUGAUAGGUAAGUUGUAUUCUCAUGCAUACUGUUCAUUUAAGAAUCAUCAGGUCAGCAGUGAAACCAAAGAGGGUAAAAUGAGAAGGCCAUACAAGUAUUGUAAAUACUGACUUUUGUUUUUGUACUUUUGUUGAGAAUAAAGUGUACAUUUUGAAGAAAA
This is a messenger RNA of Esox lucius (northern pike), 3497 nucleotides long. It is a transcript of the gene alcama, whose product is annotated as activated leukocyte cell adhesion molecule a. Bases 203 to 1690 code for a protein of 495 amino acids. NCBI's taxonomy places the organism in Eukaryota, Metazoa, Chordata, Actinopteri, Esociformes, Esocidae. Gene Ontology annotation, biological process: cell adhesion. Gene Ontology annotation, cellular component: plasma membrane. The record is from RefSeq and is a predicted model, not a curated record. The transcript has 15 exons.